This is a messenger RNA of Aspergillus oryzae RIB40, 873 nucleotides long. Its product is annotated as class II fructose-bisphosphate aldolase. The record is from RefSeq and is a predicted model, not a curated record. The transcript is spliced from 6 exons. Lineage: Eukaryota; Fungi; Ascomycota; Eurotiomycetes; Eurotiales; Aspergillaceae. Gene Ontology annotation, biological process: carbohydrate metabolic process. Gene Ontology annotation, molecular function: zinc ion binding; aldehyde-lyase activity. Bases 1 to 873 code for a protein of 290 amino acids.
AUGACUCGGCGUGCGACAAACAAGACCCUGCAAAUCUUGGAUGCAGCGGAAAAAGGCCGAUAUGGCGUUCUUGCAGCAAUUGCCUAUAACGUCGAACAUAUCACUGCAUUCGUCCGAGCAGCCGAAAACCGCAAGUCGCCGUUAAUCAUUCAAUUAUUCCCUUCGGCGCUGACCCAAACACCAUCACUUGUUCAUGCAGCCGCAGCCGCAGCGAGAGCAGCCUCUGUUCCUAUCUCACUUCAUCUCGACCACGCACAGGAUUAUGAUCAGAUCAAAGAGAUCGCUGAUACCCUCCCCUUUGACUCGAUAAUGGUAGAUAUGAGUCAUUAUGAGAAGGAGGAAAACUUAGAAAGAACCGCAUCUUUGCGUGAAUAUUGUCACGCUAGGGGAAUAUCGACGGAGGCCGAGACGGGGCGAAUCGAAGGUGGUGAAGAUGGGAUUAUGGACACAGGUGAUUUGGAAGGAAUCUUAACUAGCCCUGAAGAUGUUGAAGACUUCAUACGUGCGGGGGUUGACUAUCUGGCUCCGAGUGUUGGCAACCUUCACGGUGAUUAUGGUCCCAAAGGGCCGCAACCAGACAUGGACCGGCUUCGCGGAAUUUUCAAAGCACUUAAUGGGCGCGCCCGAUUGGUGUUACAUGGAACCAACGACUUUUCCCCAGAGCUGUCGAAAGCGUGUAUCGAAGCAGGUGUCUCCAAGUUCAAUGUCAACAAGCUCGUUUUGGACCCGUGGUAUGACUAUAUCAGAGCUAAUAUCAACAAGCCUAUAACACAGGUGAUUGAUGAGGGAAUUGAGGUUCUUAUACAGUCAAUGGAGCGGUGGAUGGACAUAAUGGGCAGCAGUGGAAAGCCAUCUAAAGGCGAGCAUACUUAA